AUGGACCUAAACACGAUCUCGCGUUUUUUGUCUACAAUCCGAAGCCUUCCAACAUUAAUUCUGAAUAAAAGUUGUCGCGUAGGCUUUUCGUGUCGGUUCGAAGGAAAAAUUCGUCGCGAGUUCACCGCUCCGCUGCACAUGGCCGAGGCGGUGCAGGGCAUGACGGGGAAGCUGGAGUGCAACAUCACGUCUCCGAUCGCCGGCGACCGGGCGAUCCUGGUCAUUUGGUACAAGGGUGGACAGACGAUACCGCUGUACACUUUCGAUGCCCGAGAUACCCGUGAAGGAUCGCACCGGAGUUCCAAUUCGUCGUUCGAUGGAAGGGCUAGCUUCUACCCGAAUCGGCUGCCGGCAACGUUGGAGAUCCGGCAGACCAAAAGCUCCGACAGUGGGGUGUACCGGUGCCGGGUGGAUUUCCACAAGAGCCCCACCCGGAACACCCGGGUGCAGCUGUCCGUGAUAAUUCCACCGGAAAAGCUACAGAUCGUGGAUUCGGGCGGCCACAGCAUCCCCCACUACAUCCUGGGACCGUACAACGAAGGUGCCUCCGUAAACUUCACCUGCGUGGCAAGUGGCGGUCGCCCAACACCCACCGUAAACUGGUGGUACGACAACGAAAUAGUGAACCACUCCUCCACCAUCCUGUCGGAGCGGCGAGUGAAAAACACUCUGAUCUUGAACCGCCUCGAGCGGAAACACCUGAAGGCCAUCUUCACCUGUACGGCGUCGAACAACAAUGUUACGAAUCCCAUUUCGGCGUCCGUAACCUUGGACAUGAACCUGCGUCCCCUGCUGGUGAGACUGCAGGGCAAGAACCGGUCACUGUCCGCGAACCACACGUACGAUCUGCAGUGCGAAGUGCACGGAUCCCGGCCGGCACCCAUCAUCACCUGGUGGAAGGGAAGCACCCAAAUGCGCGGUCAUCACGAGACGACCGAUCCGGAGGGGAACCUGACGGUGUCUAUUUUGACGUUUCGGCCCACGAUCAACGACCAGGGCAAGUAUCUGUCCUGCCGGGCGGAGAUGGCCGUCAUUCCGGAUGCUGGCAAGGAGGACGGAUGGAAGCUGGAGAUAUAUCACGUUCCGGUGGUGACUCUGGAGUACGGCACCAACUACAACUACACUUCGUCGAUCCGGGAGGGCGCCGACGUCUACUUCGAGUGCAACAUCAAGUCCAACCCGUGGGUGUACAAAGUAAUUUGGCGGCAUCAAGGCAGAGAACUGCUAAACAACCCGUCGGAAGGUAUAAUCGUGUCCAACCAAAGCCUGGUGCUGCAGAACGUGAGCCGCUCGAGAGCUGGCCUGUAUACUUGCGUCGGAAGCAACCGAGAGGGCGACGGCGAGAGCAAUCCGGUCCAUCUGGAUAUUAAGUUUGCACCCGUCUGCCGUCCGGGACUGGUUACGACAUACAACGUGGGUCGGUACGAGCAGGCCAAAAUUUCCUGCGAACUGGAAGCUAACCCGACCGAUGUAACCUUCGUCUGGAAGCACAACACUUCGGUGUCGGAAACGCUGGACAUCCCCUCGACGCACGUCAGCAGCGAACAGGCGAAGAGUAUCUUCCGUUUCAAGCCAAUCAGCGAGAGUGACUAUGGAACCCUGCUAUGCUGGGGCAGCAACGAAAUAGGAACUCAAACCGAACCCUGUGUGUUCAAUCUCAUCCCAGCGGGUAAACCCGAUCCACUAUCCAACUGUACCAUCCUGAAUCAAACCUUUGACAUGCUUCAAAUCGAAUGUCUCGAAGGUUUCGACGGUGGCCUGCACCAGGAGUUUCUGGCGGAGAUGUACGUCAUUGGAAACCGCCAACUGAUUGGUUCAAUUAAAACUAGGGUUCCAAUUUUUGAGCUGAAAGGACUGGAGCCGGGAGUCGGUUAUAACAUAUUUCUAUCGGCCAAAAAUUCUAAAGGGGCAAGCGAGCCGACCUAUCUGCAGGCCUUUACUUUGAAGAAUCCGGAAAAGCAAACUGAUCUGUCCCUGGUGUACGCUCCGACACUGCACCAGAUCAAGCCAUUUAUCGGCACACUGCUGGGCGUGGUGGCGGCCAUCAUCUCCAUCGCAUCCAUCAUCGUGAUGGUCACUCGGUUGCGCGGCUCCGCUGGCCGGGAUCGGGACUGUAGCAAUAUGUCCACGAACGAUGCAUCCGGCAUCAGUCAAUCGCUGCCGACGGAUGGGGAGCUGGUUCGGGAGCAGCAGUGCAACGGUAGCAUCGACAGCAUCGAGAAGAACCCGGACAUCAUACCGCAAGGGAAACUUCCGCACCUGCUGGAAGAAGAUGAAAAAGCCUUCGAGUGGCUCAACAGCAGCACCCAUCCGCGGCUGUACGCGACAGCGGCACUGGCCGAGCAGCAGCACCAACAGGUGGGCGGAGGAGGAGGAGGAGGAAUGAUGGGACCACCGGGGGUGGGCCCCCUUGCCACCUACGACAGCCGGGCGUUCUAUGCGACGAUGCGCGACGGUGCCUGUAUGCAGCAGAACGUCUACCCAACGAUGCUGGCCGAUAAUCAAAAUUACAUCCCGGUGCACAGCGGCAUCAUCCCCACACCGGUGAUAGGCGGUUACGGGAGCGACAGUCACAAACACGACCUAACGUACGCCGACCUAACAACGAUGGCCGGUGGUGCCGGUCCCGGCAGUGGUCCGAUACCGCACAAGCAGCAGAUGUACGUGAGUGCAACCCUCGGCAGACCCCGGCAAUCGGACAUCAAACGGAGUGAACCAACGAUCUAUGCGCAGAUUGAUUUGGCACACCAUCCAUCGGUACACUCAACGAAUUUGGUUUAUACAAAUACCCGGGCCGGCAUUCCAAUUUCGCACACUGGCCACCAACAGCAGCAACAACAGCAACAUCAACACCAAUACCAGCAGCAACAUCAUCAGCCAGCGACGUCCCUCGGGAUGAUGGUUCCAACUCCCACCUCGGCGGCUGUUAGCCUCACGGAACGAUUCCCUCCACCACCGCUCUUUGCUGGUCACGUACCCGUCAGCAAUCCAUCACUCUGUUCAAAUGAAGCGCCCUCCAGCCUGCUGCAAACCGUACCGGAGCUGCAACCGCUCUGCAGUACACCCGACUCGGUUGCCUCCUCCGGACCGUCCUCCGCCACCAGCGAUCGGAUGCUGCACAAUGCAACCCGUUUUUGAUAGGAAGUCCGCGCUCAGGUACCUCCCAGCCAUUGAUGCAAGACCCCACCCCGCGAACCAGCGGCAAUGUCGUCUAUAAUACUGCCCCCAUCAGCAAAAGUAGUGGCCACGCGCUGCUGUAAUGAAAUAUGUAAUAUCGUAGUGAAUGGGGAAUCAGGGGUAAGUUAGGUGGCAGCUUCGAUCUCUUCCACUUUCUACCAGAGGGGACCGAAUGCUUCCCAUCCCGAGAACCGAAAGUUUCGAAAAGAAGUUUUGGACUAAAGCGGUAACUUUAAAUCUACUUAUACUAAACCUAUACAUUCGAUCUACCACUCAACUGAAAUCUUCUACUAAAGCAAAACCAUCAACUAAUAAGAAACUGAAAAGAAUAUUUUAGGUAAGUAAUGAAAGAAAAGAUUUUCGUCACAGACGAAGCUAGUUUUGUUAUGUAAAUAUGGUUGAACCUUCAGGGGAGCCGAAGUAACGAAAAAUAUUGAAACAGAUGAGAUGUAAUAAUUUUUUAUAUAUAGUAACAACAGCAACCAAAACUAGAACUAUUUAGGUUAACGUAAACGAAAGGCAGAACAUACAAACGAGGAAACUAUUCAAUUUUCAAUCAAAAGAAUCAUCCAAGGUAAGCAGACAGCUAGUUAUGUCGGAAAGUUGUACAUAGUUCAGGAUCCAUUUUUGAAUAGAUAUAAUCCGAACGAAAAACUAAUCAAAACCUAAAAAAAUGAGAUGUAAAAAAGAGUAACAGUGUGUAAGACGGUAUGUUAACAAACCCAACAGUAUAAAAUACAUAAGUGGAAGGUAAAGAAAAAGAAAACUUAGCCAUUUCGGAAGAUUGUUUUUUGUUUUCCACGAAACAUUUUGUGUGAGAAGUAUUACCAUAUAGGUGGAGGCGAAAAUACGUUCAAAUUUGUAAAAAAAAUAUGUCCUUACAAGCAGUAAAGGUGCGCAGGAAUGAAAAAUACAGUAACUAGUGAAGGUAAACCAAGCAGAGGAAAUUCUAAUGUUUGUUAUAAAGAUCCGUUGGAAAUAUGUAAAGUAAGCAAGCCAAGGUCAAGGGGAAACCGCGAAUAAAUAUAAAAUGCAGGGAUUAUUUAUCGAA
Messenger RNA from Topomyia yanbarensis, 4228 nucleotides. Its product is annotated as nephrin-like. NCBI's taxonomy places the organism in Eukaryota, Metazoa, Arthropoda, Insecta, Diptera, Culicidae. The transcript has 19 exons. Gene Ontology annotation, molecular function: protein binding. The coding region runs from base 1 to 3138 and encodes 1045 amino acids. The record is from RefSeq and is a predicted model, not a curated record.